This is a messenger RNA of Fimicolochytrium jonesii, 2529 nucleotides long. RefSeq lists its product as uncharacterized. Lineage: Eukaryota; Fungi; Chytridiomycota; Chytridiomycetes; Spizellomycetales; Powellomycetaceae. The record is from RefSeq and is a predicted model, not a curated record. The coding region runs from base 1 to 2367 and encodes 788 amino acids. The transcript has 5 exons.
AUGUCGAGACAACUGCUUGCAAAAUCUCACUCCGACUUUUCCAAUCGUCGGACCCCAUUCCGCGAUGCCCUCCGCAAGGGAAACAGCUUGUCUGCUCUCCCAGCUGCCCUCAACCUCGCAGACCCUAUUGGUCUGGUUAACAUCGAUCGCAUCCAAAGGAUAGUGCACACGGAAGUAUGCCGCCGCAUGCAGAGUGCUGGGCUCCCCACAUCCUCCUUGGACAUUAAGCACAUCAAGUUUUUGUGCCCUACGGAUGCCGACAACGUUGAUAAAGCAGUGCGGUUUGAAAAGCUUUGGAGGAAUCCUCUCUUCGUGUCGGACGAAGAUAUGAUGAUGUCACUCUUUCUCAUGGAGGGAGGGGCAGCCAAUGAAGGAGACGGCACCCAGCUCUUUUACGUUCGAAGCUGGACGAUGACGGUGUCUGACUUUAAGGCAAUCAUUGCCUCUUGGUCAAGGGAGGAAUUGGACCCACCGGAAACAGCACCAUGGAUCACCGCUAUGGCAGGAAAUCCCUCGGUGACAGUGGUCUCCAUUCGAUAUGUAGGGACGUGUGAGCUCCCGUCCACACCGGAAGGCCGCUUUCAGAAUGACUCCAAACGCCCCUACGGCCUCCCCCCCCAAUUCCUUGGGACACUUCAAGAGUUGUUCCCAGACGUUUACGUAGCAGCGAGAAUGUUCACCUUCCCAGCCGCCACUCAAGGGGGCUAUGUCGCAAGGACCAUCAGGGACGACCGGGAACGUGCAAUGAUUCAUUUCUUCGGAAUGAACAACCUCUUGAACUGUCAAACCGGCGGCUUCUACACCCAAUACCUCCCACCCAUAAGGGAUCACACGCUCUUCUUGAACUUGAGAACGGAUGUCUUCUCCCGACUUACAAACGCCCAAAGUACCGCUCCCGCCACUGUCAAUGCUCGCCCCUUCAAGGGUGCUGCUCUGCGCCGAUGGGUGACCCAGGUCCUCGAUUUCAGUCAAACACAUCCGGCCACUACCGGUACCGCUCAUCACCUCAUGCCCGAGACGCUCCUCGAAUGGAUGAUCCUCCAAUCGCAAGGAAGCAGAGCCGGAUACUUGACCCGCGAUUUCCUCGCCCGCCUGCAGCACUACGAGGCCACAUCAACAACCCUCCCCACCAACUGGGAGCCUGCCCAGCUAGAUCCUGAAAUCUUCGCUUUUGCUGACCUAUACCCAUUCUUGCGGAAGUCUGAGAAACCUUGGUGCAUGGCAAAUCUCCGGGCUUGGAUGGAGAUCGUUCAACCAUUCAUCAGCCUUCCAAUGGGCCAGCAGGUGACCGGUGUGGUCACUGGGAACUUUGCUCAUGCGUACGGCAUCCCGACAAAACGAUUCUUUGACCACAUCGUAACCUUGAGUCUGCACACAUUUGCAGACCUUGAGUGGAUUUACAACGUUGACGGCCACGACGGGCGUGUGCGCUCAGCCACCUGUACCGUUGUCAUUCCCGCGUCAAGGUUGCAGGCCUUGCGUACGGCGCUCCCAACUCCGCUGAGCGCCUUCGACAAGUCGAGGCUUGGAAGAACUGGGCAGCCGCGCCUCGAAAAGGAGCGGCUACAUGAUGUCGUCAAUGCAGGCCGCAGCAGCAAACAUCCCUGGUCGGCUACAUUGGCUCAUGUUUUGCAGACUGUUGCACCUGCGGGUGCGGUGGGAACGGAUUGGAUGAAUGACCCACAAGCAGUCAAUGCUGCAAUUGGCCGGAAAGCAGCUCAGAUGCGCGUUGGAUACCCCCCGGAUUUCUAUCAGGCUGACCGCCAACGAGAGAGAGCAAUCCGUCGACAUGGAGGGGACCCAAACGACCCCAUACAGCAAUUCACAACUAUCUUGGAGGGGCGCGAAGUGUCUGUGUACGCAAAUGCCCGCAUAGUGCUGCUCUGGCAAGACCCUCAGCCUCCGGCAGGCCAACUUGCCAAUCGAAGAAUCAUUAUUCCUAUGCAUCGGGAUGCAGUCGGUGUCACUGAUGAUGACAAGCAGCGCUUUGUCAGAUUCCUCGAGCACGGUAUCGGCCUUGCCAACGAACGUGGGAUCCUACUUACUCGCCCGAGUCAUCUCCCGACGGAAGGCGUCCUUCGCCGCACGGAGUUUGUGAACCAUGCCGAUGGGGAUACCUUGCUUAGGAUCUGGACCGCCGAGCGUGCUCGAAUUGCACCGCAUGUGCAAGCCCCGGCCAACCAGUCGGUCAACAGAGGUGCAGCAGCUCUCUCAAAUCGCACACAGCGCCAUACCUUCCCCAUCGCCCCCAAUGAUGCAGCCUGGCUCUUCCAGACCUUUCUUGACCGCGAGUUCCCGAACGGCGAAUUCUUCCGUGCAGGACGUGCCGAUCACUGGGGGGACAACCCAAUGUCCCUGACCCGGUAACCACACUGAUGAUGCCAGUACCCUCGAUCUGGCCAUCCUGGUCGCAGUUUCUUGCCGAUAAUGCAGCACAUCCGUACGCAGAGGCGCUGAGUUCUUGGACCCCCAAUACCCAAGGUGUAAAGCUUAUGCUGGCGAAACAUCUUUGGACUGCGCCGGAUGCUC